Molecule: messenger RNA, 4400 nt
Organism: Nerophis ophidion (straightnose pipefish)
Lineage: Eukaryota; Metazoa; Chordata; Actinopteri; Syngnathiformes; Syngnathidae
Gene: mtnr1bb
Product: melatonin receptor 1Bb
Exons: 4
Coding region: 469-1566 (365 amino acids)
Biological process (GO): G protein-coupled receptor signaling pathway
Cellular component (GO): membrane
Molecular function (GO): melatonin receptor activity
Source: RefSeq, a predicted model, not a curated record
UCCACGCUGCGCGCCUCACAGGAGGGAGUGUGCGCGUGCGCGUGCACGAGAAGCACGUGCGUGUGUGCGUUCCUCCGGGAUCGCGCAGGCAUGGAGACGCGCGCGUGGCGGCAGCAGUGGAUGCUCCACGCGGGACGUUUCGCGGCUCUUUUUGUUUCCCGCGAAAAGACGCAUUUGGCCCGUUUUGGCAGCAAAAGACGCGCGGAGGCAUUGGCGGGAGGAGCAGCCCCGCACACCCCCCCCACGCCCACAUCUGCUGAGCAGCCCGGACACCAGCUCCACUGCCGGGGGACUUUCCGCGGGAGACUUUCCGCGCGGACGGCAAGAAAGAUGGUGUAACUUUAUGUAGGUCACGCCGAUCAUCGUUGGGAAAAAUUUAAAAAAAAAAAGACUGUUUAUAAUCGAUGCUCCGCUCCGGACCCGCGGAGGGAGGCUGAGCACGCCACGCCCACGCCCUCUCGGCGCGCCAUGCCGGACACUCUCCACGCGCUCCUCCGCGGCAACCGCACAACGGAGCCGCGCACAGUGUCCGCGGGCCGGCCGGCGUGGGUCAUCGGCGUCCUGGCCGGCGUGCUGAUCUUCACCACGGUGGUGGACGUGCUGGGCAACCUGCUCGUCAUCAUCUCCGUCUUCCGCAACCGGAAGCUGAGGAACUCCGGUAACGUGUUUGUGGUGAGUCUGGCCUUUGCGGACCUCGUGGUGGCGUUCUACCCGUACCCUCUGGUUCUGUACGCGCUCUUCCACGACGGCUGGGCGCUGGGAAACACUCAAUGCAUGGUCAGCGGUUUCCUGAUGGGCCUGAGCGUCAUCGGCUCCAUCUUCAACAUCACGGGCAUCGCGGUGAACCGCUACUGCUACAUCUGCCACUCCUUCUCCUACAGCCGGCUGUACAACUACCGCAACACGCUGAUGCUGGUGGCCUUGAUAUGGCUGCUGACCGUGGUGGCCAUCGUGCCCAACUUCUUCGUGGGCUCGCUGCGCUACGACCCCCGCGUCUACUCCUGCACCUUCGCCCAGAACGUCAGCAGCUCCUACACCGUGGCGGUGGUGGUGGUGCACUUCCUGGUGCCCAUCGCCGUGGUAACCUUCUGCUACCUGCGCAUCUGGAUACUGGUCAUUCAGGUGCGACGCAAAGUCAAGACGGAGGAGAGUCCCCGCCUGCGACCCAGCGACCUGCGCAACUUCAUCACCAUGUUCGUGGUCUUCGUGCUCUUCGCCAUCUGCUGGGCGCCGCUCAACCUGAUCGGCCUGGCGGUGGCCAUCGACCCGGCGGGCGUGGGCCCGCUCAUCCCCGAGUGGCUCUUCGUGGUCAGCUACUUCAUGGCGUACUUCAACAGCUGCCUCAACGCCGUCAUCUACGGCCUGCUCAACCGCAACUUCCGCAACGAGUACAAGCGCAUCGUCACCUCCGUCUGGGUCACGCGUCUCUUCGUCACCGAGACCUCGCGGGCCGCCACCGAGGGCCGCAGCCUCCGCAGCAAGCAGACGCCGCCGCCGCCGCCGCCCACGCCGCCGCCACCGCUCAACAACAACCAGUCGCUGCGGGACCGCACCAACAAGAACUGAACAACAGCCCGGAUCUUUCUUUCCAUCAAGUGCUCGGCGCCGUUUCCACGCCAAAAACUAUGUGAACGCUACAUCGGGAUCACGUGUGGCGUCCUUUUUCUCACGCCCACCAGCCACUUCCCAAGCCUCAAAUCGCCCGACUCGCCUCAUCGGAGCACCAACUUAGUAAUGAAAAGACGGGGGGGGUGAUGUCAUCGGGCGACGCCCUCUCGCCAACAGGAAGUGAUAAGAAAAACUAUACUCGGAGCUAAAGACAUGGCAGACAUUCUGUCCACAUGAGACGGACGCACCUCGGUUUUGCUCGACCGCUCCACCAGGUCCAACUAAGACCAAAUCCUGCAAAAACUGAAUCAGAAAGAAAUCAUGGAAACCAAACACCCACAAAUAUGAAAAAAAAAAUACUGUGUUUCUCACCAUCUUUGUCAAAGUGCUGGCACUCACAACUUUUUUUGGCCCCAUGGUACAUUGCUUUGGAGGGGGGAAAAAUUACAGAUUCUGAGUCUGAUGUCCCGGACAUACCUCAGUUUUUGUAGUCAGUUCCAAAAGGUCUUACAAAGACUAAAUCGCCCAAAAACUGAAUCAAUUCCUCCCAAAAGAAAUAAUGUAAAACCAAUUAAUUGGUUCCAAACACCAAAAAUAUGAAGAAGAAAAAAACCUAACAAAUAAUGAAUUUGUUUCCAACACUCACAUAUAUGAAGACAAAAAAAAAAUACUGUGUUUCUCACCAUCUUUGUCAAAGUGCUGGCACUCACAACCUUUUUUGGCCCCAUGGUGCAUUGCUUUGGAGGGGGAAAAAAAUACAGAUUCUGAGUCUGAUGUCCAGGACAUACCUCAGUUUUUGUAGUCAGUUCCAAAAGGUCUUACAAAGACUAAAUCGCCCAAAAACUGAAUCAAUUCCUUCCAAAAGAAAUAAUGUAAAACCAAUUAAUUGGUUCCAAACACCAAAAAUAUGAAGAAGAAAAAAACCUAACAAAUAAUGAAUUGGUUUCCAACACUCACAGAUAUGAAGACAAAAAAAAAUACUGUGUUUCUCACCUUCUAUGUCAAAGUGCUGGCACUCACAACUUUUUUUGGCCCCAUGGUGGAUUACUUUGGAGGGGGAAAAAAUACAAAUUCUGAGUCUGAUGUCCAGGACAUACCUCAGUUUUUGUAGUCAGUUCCAAAAGGUCUUACAAAGACUAAAUCACCCAAAACCUGAAUCAAUUCCUCCCAAAAUAAAUAAUGUAAAACCGAUUAAUUGGUUCCAAACACCAAAAAUAUGAAGAAGAAAAAAGCCUAACAAAUAAUGAAUUGGUUUCCAACACUCACAUAUAUGGAGACAAAAAAAAAUACUGUGUUUCUCACCAUCUUUGUCAAAGUGCUGGCACUCACAACUUUUUUUGGCCCCAUGGUGCAUUAUUUUGGAGGGGGGAAAAAAUACAGAUUCUGAGUCUGAUGUCCCGGACAUACCUCAGUUAUCCUAGUUAGUCCCAAAAAGUCUUACAAAGACCAAAUCACCCACAAACUGAAUACAUUUCUCCCAAAAGAAAUAACGUAAAACCAAUUAAUUGGUUCCAAACACCAAAAAUACGAAGACGAAAUAACCUUAAAAAAAUUAUCAAUCGGUUUCAAACAUCCACAAAUAUGAAGAAAAAACUAACAUUUUACUGUGUUUCUCACCUUCUUUGUCAAAGUGCUGGCACUCACAACUUUUUUGGGCCCCAUGGUGGAUUAUUUUGAAGGGAGGGAAAAAGUACAGAUUCUAAGUCUGAUGUCCCGGACAUACUUCAGUUUUCGUAGUCAGUUCCAAAAGGUCUUUCAAAGACCAAAUUGCGCAAAAACUGAAUCAAUUCCUCCCAAAAGAAAUAACGUAAAACCAAUUAAUUGGUUCCAAACACCCAAAAAUAUGAAGAAAAUUUAACAUUGUUUCUCAAAUUCUUUACCAAAGGGCCGGCACUCACAACUUUUUUUGAGCCCAUGUAGAAUUAUUUUGAAGGAACAAAAAGACAGAUUUUGAGUCUGAUAAAACAUAAUUUCUUUGGUUUUCGUAAUCCGUUCCAAAGACCAAAUGGCUCAAAAACAGAAUCCUUUUUGUCAAAAAGAAAUAAUGUUAAUCCAGUUAAUUGGUUCCAAACAUCCAAAAAUAUGAAGAAAAUGUAGCAUUGUUUCCCCCCUUCUUUGUCAAAGUGAUGGCACUCGCAACUUUUUUGGGCCCCAUGGUGGAUUAUUUAGAAUUUUUUAAAAGAGUAUAGAUUCUUAAUCUGAUGAUCCAAACAUAUCUCAAACUUCUUAAUCUGUUCCAAAAGGUCCGACAAUGACUAAAUCGCUCCAAAACUGAAUCAGUUUUUUCCAAAAUAAAUAAUAUUAAUCCAUUUAAUUGGUUCCAAACAUCCAAAAUAAUGAAAAAAAUGUAACAUUGUUUCUCCCUUCUUUAUCAAAGUGCUGGCACUCGCAAUUUUUCUGGCCCCAUGGUGGAUUAUUUUGAAUUUAGAACAAAGUAUGGAUUCUAAAUCUGAUGAUCAAGACGUACCUCGAACGUUUUAGUCUGCUCCAAAAGGUCCGACAAAGACCAAAUAGCGUGGAAACUGGAUCAGUUUCUCCCAAAAGAAAUCAUGUCAAACCAAAGCACUGGCACUCGCAACUUUUUCCGGCCCCAUGGUGGAUUAUUUUGAAUUUUUUAAAAGAGUAUAGAUUCUUAAUCUGAUGAUCCAGACAUAUCUCAAACUUCUUAAUCUGUUCCAAAAGGUCCGACAAUGACUAAAUCGCUCCAAAACUGAAUCAGUUUUUUCCAAAAUAAAUAAUAUUAAUCCAUUUAAUUGGUUCCAAACAUCCAAAAUAAUGAAAAAAAUGUAACA